Messenger RNA from Melanotaenia boesemani (Boeseman's rainbowfish), 1952 nucleotides. RefSeq lists its product as uncharacterized. The coding region runs from base 269 to 907 and encodes 212 amino acids. The transcript has 3 exons. Lineage: Eukaryota; Metazoa; Chordata; Actinopteri; Atheriniformes; Melanotaeniidae. The record is from RefSeq and is a predicted model, not a curated record.
GGGAGUUACUAGAAAGUUUAGACGGGCCGGACUUAAGUUUUUCUGUGGACAUAUGGAGACGAUUUCCACGGUGCAUCUGAAAGAAAGAAAACCGGUCUCAAAAACGUCUUUUACCUAAAUGUGUGUCUUCAAAUCAUUAACCUAAAAGUAACUAGACUGAAGGAUUUUAUCUGCACUGGUUAGAAUUCAAGAUUGGAGAUUAGUUUUGCGCCCAAGGGAUAAUUUUUGGAAGCAGGACUUUACAUUUGACUUUGCCAGACGCACGGACAUGGGCACCGGUACAAGCCGAGGGAAGAAAGUAGCACCUGUGUGCGUAAGCGAAGUGAACGUGACCAAAACAGCUUCCAAAGUCGCUUCAUCCAAACAGGACAGCAAUUCAUUCAAGCCUCUGAAGAUACAAUCAGUUUUGCGCAACGCGCGUAUCCGCGCGCAGCCAGAAUGCCACAGCGAAGGGCACGACUCUGAGCUUUCUGGGGAGGACGAUGAUAUUCAUGGAGAACUAGACACAGUUCUGGCAGAUUAUGAGGAAAGAGAGAAAGCAUCUGUUAAGAAAACUUCGCAAAAGAAGACUUUUAUCAAAUCUAAAACGUACGGACUGUGCCACUUAAACCAAGAGGACACCGAGGGCGACGACAGCUCUGCUUCUCGGCUCAGAGCUGAGGAGCCACGUGUCUUUCACUGUGUGCCAAAGGAUGUAAACAAGAGAAGUAAUUCUGCCUUCACGCGCUUAAGACAACACACCAUUCAGAGCUCAAAUCAGCACGAAUCCUUCUCCUUGACAAGAGGGACUUCGUUGGAAGUUGUUCCCACUUCCGAAAAACAAGCGUCCUCUCUCACCAUGCCAGUCAUCCUGUAUGAUGGAUCAGAAGAGGAACUGAUGGACACAAUUGAGAGAGAGUUUAGUUGACCUUUAAUUCUCCAACCAAACAAAUGCUCUUUCCUGUUGUCACAUGGGAUACAAUUUGUAAAGGAUUUUUUUCUUAAAGGCUGUUUUGACUAAAUUCAUCUACCAAAGAACACUGCAUGAUUUUACAUUGGGUUGCCCAUUUGUACAUCAACAUUGUUUGGAUUCAACAGGUCACCCUUGACUAAGUGUUAUUUAACAACAUAAAGCUGUGUAACUGCAGCCAUAUAAGAGAAACAGAUGCCAGAAGGUUCUCCCUGUGCUAACCAGGGGUGUUAACUGACGUCGGCCUCCUUGGUUUGUUAUCUGCACCAGCAGGGUGUCAAGUCAUCCCAUCCCUCUGAGCAUGCACUUAUUUGUUAUCCAUUACUUAAAUGGUUUUAACUGUUAAUGAUUAAAUGAAGCAUUCUAUGACUGCUUAUGUUCAGUUUUACAUGGUUGUGCAGAGGAGCUCCAUUCUGGCUUUUUGGCGGGGUUUUAUGUAAACACUUCUUCAGUACAGAGCGGUGCUUAAAACUGUCAUGCAUGGCAACCCUGCAAAUGUAUGAGUGGGGAAUGUUUAUUCAAGGUUUCCUUCUUGAUCAUAGUUCCUGCACUUUUCCAGACUUAUGAAAGAAAAUUGUGGCACCAGAGAGACUUUCAGUCAAACAUUCAGUCAGUUUGCCCAGCUGCAUUUCUGCUGACAGGCUUCAGCCAUAUUUAAACAUAAAAAAUAAAGGCUUUCUGCCACUUAGUGGUAGAGCAGUGAUAGAACAUGAGCGUGAUACUGAAUGUGUCACAUUUUUACACAUUUUUGUGCUACAAAUUAAACAUAUUCUGAUAAAAAAAUAUAUAUCAGGCUAUGUGUGUGUUUAACCUUUUUUUCUCCACAAAAUCCCUCUGUUGAGUAAUGUAGUGGUCUAAAAAUCAACACAAGAGGAAAACCUUUUAAUAGCUUAUUUAUUAAUCACAGCUAUUGAAUGGACAGUUGAGUGCUUUGGCAAGAACUGUAUAAAAUAAUAGAUAUCUUAAAAGAAUAAAAUAAAACAUAAAAUAUUCCUCCCAAAGU